GCUCAUACUGUGCAGAGAUAAGGACUGCGCGUCAGGGUGACUUUAAGCUGCAGAGGGUUGUUUCCCAUUUCGGUUGCCAGAAUUCCUCGACAUCUCCUUCCCUCGACGCGCACCACUAUGCUCCGCGACUAGAUGCGCUGUGAACCAAAUCAUAGCUCAAGUUUGGAAUAGUCGAAACCCCCGGGGUUUGACGAGUGUCCACACGAACCGCGAUUACAGUGCUCCUGAGACUCUGCGACCGAGCUAGUGGCCAUGGGCUCGUCGCAGAGCCGCGAGCCCCCCAAAAAGCAGCGAGUGCUAGUCGUGGGCGCUGGCGCUGCAGGCACGGCGUGCGCCUGGUCGCUGUCGCGCUUCCCCGAGCGCUAUGAGGUGGAGGUGUGGGAGUCGCUGCCGGUGCCGGGCGGCGUGGCGUCCUCAUGCAAGGUCAAGGACGGCCGGCACGUGAUCAACGACCAGGUGCAGGGCGGCGCACCCUCCUACCGCCACAACCUGUCGCUACUGCAGCUGUUCGGCUUCAAGCCCACGCCCGUGCACAUGCGCAUCGCGUUCGGCGUGGGCGACAAGCAGUGGACCAACCACAGCCCGAGCGACCUGACCAGUCGCCUGCAGCCGGAGAUCGCUCGCUUCGGGCGCCUCAUCCGCUGGAUUACCCGCUUCGAGCCGCUGUUCGUGUUCAUCCCCAUUGACCGGGUGCUGCGCUGGUUCCGCUUCUCACACGAGUUCCGCUACGAGAUGAUAUUCCCGCUGGUUGCGCUGUUCUUCGGCACCGGCAACCAGACGCCGCACGUGUCUGCCGCCGUCAUCGCACGUGUGUUUUUGGAUCCCGACCUGCGGCUGUUCGACUACUGCCCCAAGCGCCUGCUCAACAGUGUUCCGGAGAUGUUCGCGUUCCCGGUCCUGGAGGACAUCUGGAGCACCAUCGCCGCCAGGUCCAACUUCAAGCUGUGCUGCAACAGGCCGCUGGCGAAGCUGGUGCGCACGCCGGGCGGCGGCGCUGUGGCCACGGACGCUGCGGGCGCCACCGCCGCAUUCGACUCGGUGGUGUUCGCGUGCGACGCCGAGACGGUCCUGAAGACGCUUCAGAACCCCACCUGGCUGGAGCGGCGGCUGCUGCGCAACGUGACGUACUACACCGACUACUGCCUGACUCACGAGGACCACGACUACAUGGCCCGCCAGUACGACGUACGGCCGCAGCAGCGCGACAACUACUUCGUACGGACGUACGCGGGGCGGGACGCGGACAAGAUUGAGAUGAGCUUCAACCUGUCCACCUACCAGCCCCACCUCAAGGAGGCUGGUCUGGACAUCUACCAGACCUACUAUCUGGACGCCAAGCAGAAGCACCUGUGGACCGACAAGGAGGUGGACUCCAGCAAGGUGCUGGCCAGCCGCUGGAUGCGGCAGUUCGCACACACCUGGACCCACUUCGCCUUCUGGGUGCCAUGGGGCCGCUUCAUCCAGGGCACGCACAGCACCUACUACGCCGGCUCAUACACCAUGGUCAACACGCAGGAGAUCGCGGUGAUGUCGGGGCUGGCGGCGGCGGUGCGGCUGGGCGCCGACUACCCCUUCCCCCACGACCCCCUGGCCGCCAAGCAGUUCGACACCUACCUGGCUGUAGCACACGGCGCAACCCGGCCCAAGCAGCAGCAGCAGCAGCAGCAGCCGCCGCGGCGCGGUGGCAGUAGCAGCAGCGUUGGCAGUGGCGAGGGCGUCAGCGAAAAGGGCGUGGCGCCGCUGGUGGCGGGCGCGGUGAGCAGCUCCCGGGGGUAGUGCACGGGGGUUGUGGGCGGGGGUUGUGGGCGGUGGCGGUGGGCAGUGGUGGUGGGCAGUGGGCAGUGGGGCUGCGGGGGCUGGUGAAAGGUGGAGAGUUGGUGCUGCUUGGAUGGUGGGCGCUUCUUUGGGUGUGGGGCAUGAGCUGUGUGGGUAUGAGAGUAUGAGCUGUGGUAAUGUUGAUGUGGUGGCCUGGUGAGGGCGGUUUUGGGUGGUGGUAUAGCUGCAGGUGUAGCCGUGUAGAUGCGGCGGGUAAUGCACGCAGCAGGCACAGCUGCUUUUGGCCUUGCGAGCUCAUGCCUCAUGGGUAGCGCUUGGGCAUUUGUAUACUGGUACCAGUCGUGUCGCACUGGUAGCGGUGGUGGCGACUGGCAACAGGCCGAGGGGCGAGUGCGGCAUCCACGCAACCGGCCGAAGCGCAGGGAGGCUCCGUCCCACCCCGCAGUUCGCUUCUGAAUUCUGACUCGUACUUUUGAUGCAUUGAGUUUUGACUUGCGGGUGUGAACCGUUGAGUAUGUAAGGCAGUAAUUGGCGCUGUUAAGAGUGGCCUCCCCCCCGAGCGGGUGUCUACUGUAGUGCUCAGGUCCUCAGCCCGU
This is a messenger RNA of Chlamydomonas reinhardtii, 2372 nucleotides long. RefSeq lists its product as uncharacterized. Bases 253 to 1776 code for a protein of 507 amino acids. NCBI's taxonomy places the organism in Eukaryota, Viridiplantae, Chlorophyta, Chlorophyceae, Chlamydomonadales, Chlamydomonadaceae. The record is from RefSeq and is a predicted model, not a curated record. Gene Ontology annotation, molecular function: oxidoreductase activity. The transcript has 13 exons.